UUGCCAGGGCAGCCGGAACCCGGAAGCGGUGGUGGCGGUACGGUCCCGGGCAACCGGCGGGCGUCCAUGGAAGUGACGAGCGGGUGGCGGCGGCGGCGGCGGCUCCCCCCGCGGGCCCGGCCCAGCGAGCAACCCCGGGAGCCAUGGCGGGAGCUAUGGUGCGCAUUGGUGACCAGCUCAUCCUGGAAGAAGAUUACGAUGAGACGUACAUUCCCAGUGAGCAAGAAAUCCAGGAUUUUGCUCGGGAGAUCGGGAUUGACCCUGAGAAGGAGCCGGAGCUGAUAUGGCUGGCCAGGGAAGGCAUCGUGGCCCCAUUGCCACCUGAGUGGAAGCCCUGCCAGGAUAUCACUGGUGAUAUCUACUACUUCAACUUUGCCAAUGGCCAGUCCACGUGGGACCACCCCUGUGAUGAUCACUACAGAGAGCUUGUCAUUCAGGAGCGAGAGAAGCUGCUGGCCCGUGGCAGCUUGAAAAAGAAAGAUAAGAAGAAGAAGAAAGAAAAGAAAGAGAAGAAAGACAAGAAGGAGAAGCAGUCACUGAAGCAACCCACUGAAAUGCAGCCAGGGAUUCUUCCUUCAACAUCAUGUUGUCAAAUGCCCUCUGCCACUCUGCCCCCUGGGCAGGAGAGUCCCGAGCCAGAUGCAGAUAGCCAGAUUAGAAAUGAAGGCAAAGGGAGACCAUCAGACAUAAGUGACUUCGGGAGACUAUUUGCAGGCACAUGGCCGAACAAACUGCAUCCCCUGCUUGUUUCAAAGUUCAGCAGAUCAUGUCAGACCUUACCUGAUGUGGAGAAAACUUUAGAAAAAGGCCACUCUUCUAGCAGCUUUGGUGUAGGCAUCCACUGGGACCAAGGCACACCUGUAGAAAUACAAGAAAAGCUUUGUUUUGACUCCUCUGACUCGCAGUCUGACGAUUUAGAAGCUAGGCCACCAGCGCAACGUUUUUGUCUGUCAAAGAAAUCCUAUUCGCAAGACUUUAAGAAUGUCAAAUCUCUACUAGAGGCCCUUGAAGACAAAAGCCUACUGUUUGAGGAUGAAGAGCUGAAAGAAAAGUGGAAGAUGGAAGAUGUGAUGGGUGCAUGUGUCCAUAAGCCUGAUCAUCACCUCUCAGUCAGAGAGGAAUCUCCAGGACUGGAUGGGGAUGUGGAAAGAAGUCCAGGCAUACUGCAAGCUAGAGAAAAAGAAAGCUUUUACCGCAGGAAUGACGAAAUGACUCUUUUUGAUGCCAGUCUCACAGAUGACUGGAGUUUGCAGGAGACAGUUGAUGUUCCAUAUGCUCAAGAAGAGCUGAGAUCCUACAUCAAGGUAUAUGAGAGUAGAAGUAAGAGAAAAGUUCGAGGUGAGACUUUGGGUCAAGCCAUCGGUCUAGUCAAAAGCAAUGAGACCAUUUGCAGACCUGAGAGAAAGGGUUUAAACCAGAUGGAGCUGACGGAAGUAGGAGCAGAAGCAGACAGGAGCAAUGGUAUGGUAGAGAGCCACUCCGCAGUUCCUCAAGAGAUUGCAGAUCUACCCCUUGGAAGCAGGGGAGUAUAUGCAAAGAGAGGAGUCCUUGCGGACCUUCCUCUUGCAGUGGAUCCUACAUUGAAACAUCCUUUUUCAUCUACUAAAGAUGGCUGGAGAAAUGAUGAAGGAAAUGUUUUGAUAUCAGAGUAUGAUAGCAGCGUUUCAGCCAGUUCUCAUAACAAUAGUGCACCCCAGGUACUGGGAGCAAGCCAUCGUUGCUCUCUGCACCACGAGUCUGGGAGGUGGAAGGAUGUGCGGUCUGUGGCCGAAGAGCCUCUACUACCUCAUCCCCUCCUGGGGUCAUCCUCGGCUCAGACGCUGGGUCCUGCCCAGAAGUCAGAGAGGGAGCGAAGCUCUGAGGGUAUGAAACUGUGCCACAGGCUGCAGGAAUGUGAGAAAGGCCCCAGCCCAGAACCUGAACGCGUCAGCCUUCUGGUGGAUUUUUGUGGGACAUGCACUGCCCGGCAGUCUAACGGUGCUGGAGUACAAAGAAAAGCGAAGGGAGGAAAUGUAAGAACAGAUCAAGCUCCUGGAGUGUGGGGAGAGAAAGUCGUAGAUGACCUGCGGGUUGAAUGCCUGGGGAGCAACAGUCUCUGUCAGCGCAUGGAAGUGGAGAUGACCCAAACCAGAGAAACUGUGGGGAGUUGCAGCAAGAUAGAUGUUGGUGAAGGAGCAGGCGGGAAUGAGUCCUCAGGCACCCUGCUAGCACCCGUCCAGGUGCCCUUGGGGAACCUCGCUCCACUGCGCGGCCUUGCGGCUCCUCCAGCUGCUGUCCUUCGUGGGUCACUGAACUUGGACGUGGCGAGCUCGGUGGACUCCAGCCCUGCGGCCAAAGGAGGAACGCAGCCUGCAGAGACCUGUAAGCCCACCAGCCAGACCGAGAAGUUGCUGGGCUUGGUCUGUGAAGAGAAGAGUUCCUCAAACACGGCGGCCCUAGACAAAGGCAGAAAGGAAGAAGACGAAAGUGAGAAUGAGAGUCUCCAUGGGACAGCGAGACUGUUCAAAAACCUGCACAUGGACAUCAGUGCCCUGGGAGGCAGCUUUGACUCUGAGGAGAACAGCAAAGCAGAGGAGGAAAACUGUGGCAGCCCAUUAGCUGAUGUCGCUGAAGCUGAUCUCCAGCCCCAAAGGAGUCCUGCAGAGGAAGCUGGCGGCCUGAGAGAGAAGGAGUCUUUAAAAUCAAGACAUGGUGAAGAAGGGCGAGAGUCUUCCUUGGAUUCUGAUGCUGUGUGCCCUCCGACUCCAGUUCAAGUCCUUCCUGGAGAUGCUGACAGUAGCCUGUCUGGCCAGAACAAGGAGUCGUCUGAUGGGAAACUCUCUGGGAAUGAAAUACUGGGCAAGAAAGAUGCUGAGGUGGAAGGUGACAUCUCUGCAGCUGAUGAGCUGCCGCAGUCUCUGGGGGAAAGGAGUGCAGCAGGGACAGAUGUGCCCAGUGGUCCUGGGCAACCUAGACUUGCAUCUCCAGCUGCUGAGGCAGAUGAGCCGGUAAGCCUGGCUGCCACUGUCGACACCGUGUCUGUUGAUGGAAAGAUGGUGAAUGGAACGAGGGAAGAAGCAGCAGCUGAUCUGAAAACAGACAGCAGUCUGGAUGCUGGCGGAGGAGAGCCUGCACAGGCAUCUGAGACCAGCAACUGUGGGGAGGACUUGCAAGUCUCUAACUGCUUGGACCGUGAGCUGAUUCGGCCUGUGGACUUGGGUUUCCAGAGUCGGCUUUCUGAGCAGGUACUGGAUGUGGGGGCUCUGUCUCCUGUUCUGGACAGUCCCACGUGCAAGGCCCAGGAGCUGGGAGAAGAGGAAAAAGACCAAAGCAAAGCCAGUAUAGAGGAAGAGCAAAGCAAAAGAACAAAAGCUGCUGAGAGUGAGAGGGACCAAAGUGCUUGUGAAGCACCAGAAGAGAAGUGUUUUGCUUUAGAAAAUCCCAAUCAGGAAGAGGCCGUGGCCCAGGAGCUGGAGGAGGGGUCGCUGGAUAGCCAAAUCAAUCUGGAGGAGCUUGCCGCCCCGCAGAAAGCGCAACCUGAGGAGGAAAUCAAACAGGAGCAGUCCUUGAACCAGCCUAGUGAAGAAUCCCUGGGGGGAAUAGCCAAGGAGCUGGAGCUUGAGCAAGAGAAAAUGCAUUUAUUGCAAGCAAAGGAGGAGAAAAUUCAGCAGCUCCAGGAGGAGAUGAGGCGGCAGGAGGAGGAGGAAGCACAGAAGCUUCAUCAGCAAAAAGAAAAAUCCCUCAGGACUUUAAAAGAAGUUUUGGCAAAGGCUUCUGAGGAGGAAGAGUUGUGUGUCAGAAAGGAAGAAACAGAGAGACUCUCAAAGCUGCGAGCCAAAAUCAUCUUGGAGACUGAGGCAGAGAAGGAGAAGAUAAGGGCAGAGCAAGAGGUCACGCUGCAGAAACUAAGAGAAGAGUGGGAAUCCCUGCAGGAAAUGGAGAAGGAGAGCCUGGAGAGGAAGCAGCAGCUCGUGUUGGAGGAAAUGAAGCUGGAAAUGGAGGAAGCUCAGCAGAAAGAGAUGAUCGGGCUGGAACAAGAGAAGGAACAAUUCCUGAGUGAGCACAAGGAGAGAUUAGACAGGGAAAAGAAGAAGGCAGUAGAAGAGCUAGAGAAACAGUUUGCAACUGAACUCCAGCAGCUGAAAUCUGCAGCAGAAGAGAAGCAUCGUCAGGUCAUUUCCAGCCUGCAGACCCAGAUAGCGGAGGCACAGAGGAGCGAAGUAGCUCGGCUGCGUGACGACUUGCAGAGAGCAGAGCAGAAAGUGCAGCAAAAAGCCUAUCAAGUAACAGAAUACGAACGUGAGCUCAGCGAGCUGAUGAGAGAGAAACGCCAGGAAGUGGAAAAAGACCAUGAGAAGAAAAUGGAGAGGAUGAAAGAGGAGCACCAGGAGGUCCUAGCACGGAUUCAGGAUCAGUAUGAGGAGGAGGAGAGAAAGCAAAGAGCAGAGCUGUUUGAAGGCCUGCGAAGUGAGAUGGCGCGCCUCCGACAGCUUCAUGAAGCGGAGGUGAAAGCUCUGCAGGCAGAGCUGGAUGAGCGGCUUGCUGCGCUGCAGCACAGGCAGAGGGAGAAGGAAAGAAAACUCCAGGAAUCAGAAAAUGAGCUUGAAAUGCGCACAAAGAACGUCAAAGCCAGAUCAGUGCAGCUCCUGAGCCAGGAGGAGGCGCUGAGAAAGAAAAGGCAGCAGCUGCUGGAUGAAGACAGGCGGACUGAGCUAGAAAGAGACGAAGCUGCUUUAGCUUCUCAGCUCCGCCUUGAGGAGAAUAGGAAGGAGCAUGCCAGCCUUCUUGAGUCCAUCCGGCAACUGCGUAGGUCUCUUGAAGAGCUCCAGGACCAGAAAGCUGAACUGGAGGCCCAGGUGGACUUGUUGCAGACCCGGAGCCAGAGGCUGCAGAAACGUAUCAGUGAGCUGGAGGCAGCUGUCAGGAGCAAACAGGAGACUUUGAAAGAACUGGAGGCAGAAGAAAGUGCAGAAUCUCCAAGAAGGAAAGCCGAGCUCCACGUUGAAGACCUGAGAGAAACUGGUCAAGCUGACUCGUCCGGAGAGCCUGCUUCUCCACCCUCUCAAAGCCAUGAGGACAGCGACUCCCCGUUUGAUCACGUCAGGAGCUACAUCUCUGCGGAAGGGAUCUCCAUCAGGAAUGCCAAGGAGUUCCUGGUGCGCCAGACCCGCUCCAUGAGGAAGAGGCACACGGCACUGAAAGCUGCAAAGCAGCAGUGGCGCCAGGAUAUGCAGAAAGCGCAGGAGGUGGUGCAGGAUCCUGACAGCUCCCAGCUCCUGGAGGGUGUGCGCAAGAACCUGGAAGAGGAAGCAAAGCAGUUGGACAAGAUGAAGUCGGCUAUGCGGAAAGGACAGGUGCUGCUGAAGAAGAAAGAGGAGAAGCUAAGCCAGUUGGAGUCCUCGCUGCUGGAGGAGCUUUCAGAUGAAGAUACGCUGAAGAGUGCUGCAUGCAAGAAGAUUGUGACUUUUGAUCUCAGCAACUCUGAGGACUCAAACAGUACAUCCAGUAUAAAUCUGCAUCAGCCUAAAAUUGAUUUGAGAACCAAUUUACAGCCUGCCCCACAGCUGGACAAGAUCCACUACUUGACAGAGUCUCUGCGGCAUAUCACUAGUGAACUGAAUGGGGUCCUCGGCGUCUUGGACUCUCUGAACGAUCGCCAGUCUCGGCUCUUCACCUCGACGCCCUGCGAUGGUGUCCCUAUUUCUACAUAUACCUCCUUGGCAGGACUUCAGGCGGGUGGCUCCCUGGUGUCUCCUGCCGGGGUGUCUCUGGUAGACCCGUGGGCCUGGAGCACUGGGCUGAGCUCCAGUCGCUCUUUCGCAGCUGGACAGUCAGUGGACAGCAUCCUGGCAGAGAAAUGGCACAAGUAUUUCCCGGGUGGGUUCCCGUCGCUCAGUGGAAGCUCCAAACCUCAGGACGACAAGCUGGGAUACGUACCUGCAGAUGAACAAGUACGGCUGUUCCAGCACUCCCAGUUCCAGAGCCGUGAGUCAGACAAGAUGAGUAUUCAAGGAAUGAUUGAGACCAACAAGAAAUGGCUGGAAGACUUCAAGAGGGAUUCAAAAGUACCUCUCUUCCCAGGUGCACAGAAGCCCCCUGCCAGCAGCCCCAGCCUACUUCAGCUAGGACUGGAUGAAAACAGACAAAUUAAAGUGUACUAUUACUAAAAGGUGGGACUUGGCUCUGGAGAGACGGCGGUGGGGGCCCGUGCCCGUAUUUCCCUAACGAUACACUGGGUUUUGGCGAUGCCUGGCCACCUCCGCUGUGUCUUUGUGCUGUGCCCUUGAAAUAAAGUCUCUUCACGAGA
Molecule: messenger RNA, 6286 nt
Organism: Grus americana (Whooping crane)
Lineage: Eukaryota; Metazoa; Chordata; Aves; Gruiformes; Gruidae
Gene: CEP164
Product: centrosomal protein 164
Exons: 33
Coding region: 144-6146 (2000 amino acids)
Molecular function (GO): protein binding
Source: RefSeq, a predicted model, not a curated record